This is a messenger RNA of Zingiber officinale, 2309 nucleotides long. RefSeq names its product subtilisin-like protease SBT4.3. The record is from RefSeq and is a predicted model, not a curated record. NCBI's taxonomy places the organism in Eukaryota, Viridiplantae, Streptophyta, Magnoliopsida, Zingiberales, Zingiberaceae. Bases 16 to 2211 code for a protein of 731 amino acids. Gene Ontology annotation, biological process: proteolysis. Gene Ontology annotation, molecular function: serine-type endopeptidase activity. The transcript has 10 exons.
AAUCCAGCUUAGUUGAUGGUAAUUAUGUCAUCGCGUAAUUCCCUUUGCAUGCUCCCUCUCCUCGCCUUCGCAGCUCUCCUGAUCGCCUCUGCUGCUGCCGAGGCUAAUGGAGAAAGAAAGGUGUAUGUAGUGUACAUGGGGCAUCAGCCACCGCCGCCGUCGACGGCUCAGGGUUGGUUCGCCGAGGCUAAGUAUCUCAGUAUCCUCGAUCAAGUACUCGAGGGAUGUUCGUCGAGGGAGUCGCUGGUUUACAGCUACACCAGCUUCGCCGGACUCGCCGCCAAUCUCACCGAGAAGGAGAAAGGAAAACUUGCUGGUGUGGAAGGAGUGGUUUCGGUGUUCGAGAGCAAAAUCCUGAAGCCGCUGACGACGAGAUCUUGGGAUUUCUUGGGGUUUUAUCAGAACGUGAGACGGGUGCCUGCGUCGGAGAGCGAUGUCGUCGUCGGCAUGAUCGACACCGGAAUCUGGCCGGAGUCGGAGGCUUUCAGCGACGAGGGAUUCGGCCCGCCGCCACCGAAAUGGAAAGGCGGCUGUGUGAAUUUUGUCUGCAAUAACAAAGUCAUCGGCGCGCGGUACUACAACCAAUUUGGCGGCGGUGGGUACGAAGCCACGCCGCGGGACUUCGAAGGCCACGGCACCCACACGGCCUCCACCGCCGCCGGCCGGGAGGUCCCCGCCAGCCUCUACGGCGUGGCCGGAGGCGUCGCCCGCGGCGCGGUCCCUUCCGCCCGGGUCGCCGUAUACAAAGUCUGCUGGUCCUUCGGCUGCUUCGGCGCCGACAUCUUGGCCGCCUUCGACGACGCGAUCGCCGACGGGGUCGACGUCAUCUCCGCCUCGCUCGGCGGCUACUCCGCAGACGACUACUUCGAAGACCCGAUCGCCAUCGGCGCCUUCCACGCCAUGAAGAAGGGGAUCCUCACGUCGGCCGCCGGCGGCAAUGCUGGGCCCGGAAGAGGAACCGUCAGCAACGUGGCCCCCUGGAUGCUGGUCUCCGCCGCCAGCUCCACCGAUCGCCACAUCAUAGACAAGCUGAUCCUAAAAAACUCCAACUACAUCGUGGGAGCUUCCAUCAACACCUUCGGCUCCGACAAGAAGCUCUAUCCGAUAACCUACUUUGGAAACGCAAGCUCUCCAAGUUGCGAUCAAUUGGAGGCGAAGAUGGUGAAGGGGAAGAUAGUCGUGUGCGGGCAAAUGACGGAUGGAUCAGGGCCUCUGAACGCCGGAGCUAAAGGAGCGAUCAUCUUCUUCAAUCUCACCGAUUUCUCAAUAGCAUUUCCGCUGCCGGCGUUGGUAGUAAACAGCACCGUCGGCGACCAACUCAUUCAGUACAUCGACAGCAACAGGAAUGUUUUAGCUGAUAUACGCAAAAGCGAAGCCGUUCAUGAUUCCAAAGCUCCGGUGGUGGGUUCGUUCUCGUCGAGAGGUCCAAAUACCAUAACACCGGCCAUUUUGAAGCCUGAUCUUAGUGCUCCGGGAAUCGACAUAUUGGCCGCGUGGUCAGGUGCAGCAUCCAUGUCGUUGUACCAGUACGAUCCACGCCGAGUAAACUACAACAUCAUCUCGGGAACUUCCAUGGCUUGCCCUCAUGUUACUGGAGCUGCUGCCUACGUCAAGUCCUUCCAUCCUCAAUGGUCUCCGGCGGCCAUCAUGUCUGCAUUGAUCACUACGGCAUCGCCGAUGAACCCUUCUCUGCACCCUGAUGCGGAGCUCGCCUACGGCUCAGGCCAAGUGAACCCGGUGGCGGCGCGGGAUCCGGGUUUGAUCUACGACGCAGCGGAGGCAGACUACGUCAAAAUGCUGUGCGACCAAGGGUACAACGAGACCCAGAUCCAGCUCAUCACCGGCGACCUCAGCAGCUGCCCUGGGACCAAAUUAGGAUCUCCCGGCGAUCUCAACUACCCGUCCAUGGCCUACUACGUCCCUCCGAACCAAAGCUUCGCGGCCGGAUUUAACAGGACGGUCACCAACGUCGGCGAUGCCGCGACUGCGCGGUACGCGGCGACGGUCAACGCGGGUGGAGGACUGAGGGUGACGGUGACGCCCGGCGUGCUGCGGUUCAGGAGGUUGAACGAGCAGAAGAAGUUUGAGGUGACAGUUUGGGGAGGGCCGUUGGAGGUCAACGGGAUUGUGUCGGCGUACGUGACGUGGUCGGAUGGGAAGCACCGCGUCAGGAGCGUUGUUACGGUCUUCACUGAUUACUCAAAAGAUUAAUGAUGGUUAAGGAGAUAAUUAAUUAAUGUCGUACGUUAAUGAAGAUGAUGAUGGAGAUUAAUAAGACAGAAUAGUUGUUGGUUUGUCUCCCAUCCAUG